UCAGACGAAAAACAUGGCGGACAAAAGUGACAGUUCGUCUGUCCAAAAAGGACAAAAAGUUGUUUCCAUGAAGCUCUUUGCUUCUCUGGAAAUCGAGAAAUCUUCAUCCAAUUGUAUACCACGAAUAUGCAGUUUGCGGAUUACAAGACUUAUGGUUUUGAAGCCUCUUGAAAGUGAACUUACCUCAGUCAUUGUUGCUUUGAAAAUGCAGAGCUCAAAGCGUGUUCUUCGCUCAAAUGAAAUUGAGAUUGCAAGUGUUGGUGUUGCCGACGUUAUGCUUGAUCUUUCAUUUGUGAUGCAGUACCCGCAUUUUCUGAAGCGGGAUGGAAAUAAGCUGCAGGUGAUGCUACAGAGGCGGAAGAGAUACAAGAACAGACCCAUCAUUGGCUACAAGACCCUGGCUGUCGGCCAGCUUAGUAUGGCAGAGGUCAUGCAGAACAGAGAGAACAAUAAAGAGUUGAGCCUGUAUCGGGAACUCAAGGACCAUAAGAAUGUGGUUGCCAAGGUGAUCAUGCUCAACCUGUCAUCUACGCCAGUCGACCAUGAGGACGUGAAUGGCCGUAGAAAGAUGUUAGCCGCAUCAGAUGCUGAUCGAUCGCCUGACAUUGAUGCAGAUUCAGAGGAAGAUGAGAAUGAGUUUGACCAGGAAGCGUGGUCGAAUGAUGACCUCUCUGACAGUGAGCCAACCAUGUUAGAUGAAGGUGGUCCCUCCAGGAAGAGGGGUGUGGCCAGAACAAAGGUUCGGCCAGCCAUGAAUAGGCAAAGGAAUCUGAAGCAGAAGUUUGUUGCCCUGUUGAAGAGAUUCAAGAUUUCAGAAGAGGUGUUGGACUCGGAGGCUGACCAUGAGCUAGGAGACGGGGGUAACCCUGGCGACAUAGAAGACCUGAUAGAACAGCUAGAGGACCUGUCUGACAGUGAACCAGAGAUGGACACCAUGUCUGUCAUGUCUACGCCAAAACCAAGGCUCCGACCUUUCUUUACUGGUAGAGGAAGUACAAAUGACAUUGACUGCCAGAGUUUAACAGAAGGACAAUACCACCAGGGCCUCAACAGCGAUGACAGCUCCAACAGUCAGGCUGAAAGGGACACCGAUCAGGAAACUUCUGACGUUACCAUGACAACCAGCAUUGAAGUACCCAGUAUUAGAGACCCCCCUGUGAAAACUGAAAAAUCUGAGCCACAAAAACGUAACUCGCACCCACAGCCACAGAGCAUGCUCCUGAAACCUAUACAGCGGGAACGCAGCACGUCCUACAAGGAGAGGCAGGAGAAAAAGACCCCUCGACCCCUUGACCGCUGCAAUAGCAUGGGUUUGGUCGACCAGUUGCCCCGGAAGGCCCUGCUGGACCAGCUGGGGAUGGUGCUUGGGGGAUCUGAUGACAAACUGCCGGACUCCCUUCUACUUGUGAACACAGCAGACUGGCAGGGACAGUUGCUGGUUCAGAAGCUACAGGAGAAGCAGUUGCGGGUAAUUUGUACAUGCUCUGAAGCCGAUGUCAGGGCAGCUAUCAACUUCAUCGUUUCCAAAAUACAGAAAUUUUGCAACUUUAACUCCCGUAACCCCCACGCAAUAAAGCUGGUAGUAUCAGGUGGAGACAGCUACAUCAACUCCGUGUUGAGACCCUAUGUUGAGCAGUUCUCCGCCAAGUCACCGGACUGGCAACACUACGUCAAAUUCCUUGUUAUACCUCUUGGUUCUAGUGCUGUAGGAAAGUACAUUGCUCACAUAGACAACACUUACGGCAGUCUGUUUAUGGACCAUGCCUGGCGAGACUGCUUUGAGAAGAUUGACACAGUUAAGCUUGAGUCACAAGACGUGUACAGUCGCGUGUCUAAGUACCUUGGCUCUGCAGGCGGAGUCGUUCAGAUACCCAUAGCGGAAGCCAUGGUCAUGUGCAAGGGGAAGGGAAGUGACGAGGAGUCCAGUCAAGUAUUUGUGCCAUUUCUUUGUGAGGUGAAGGUUGGAAGUGGUGAGGUGCUGGGAACCAGUGUGGACUAUGACGAGGGUCUCCCCACCCCGGGCUCACUAUCAUCUUCCCCGCCCCAGUCCCUAAACCCUGACAAGCUCCAGUCAACUCCACCUAACUCGCCCAAUGUCAGUGGCACGGCACCUUUUCUAAGCGCACAGACCCCACCUUCCUCAACAUCGUCCACAAGCUCAUUCUCCCCUCGUGACUACGUGGAGAUGCAAGUGGACUACUGGAUCCUUCCCGGCAAACCUGACUCCACGGAUAAGGGGGAUAAGUCUAGCAAGAAGGAUAGUAACAAGGUCUCACUCAAGUCAGCAUUCAAAUCACUGCAGGUGAGUCGCUUGGGUUCCUGGUGCCCAUCCAUGGCCGGGCCAGACGCCCAGACCAUACCAUUCUCCCUGACUGUGGUUACCAGGGAGAAGAAACAGAAAAUUCGUAUUGGUAAGAAGUCCAAAGAGGGAGAGUCAAAGACCUCGAUGUAUGAUGGCAUUAGCAGGUUGAUAUGUACGUCAAAAAGUCUCAACCAUUCACUGAAAGUGACAGUGGAUGGGGUAGACUGGCCCGGCGUCAAGUUCUUUCAGCUGUCAUCCCAGUGGCAGACACACGUAAAGCAGUUCCCGGUCUGUGUAUUCACCUCUGACCCUGCCCAGGUCACAUGACCUUCACCUUCUGUAACCACAGCAACGCUUUGCUGCAGAGAUUAGCUGGUCUGCUGUCAGUUUCUAGAGGCAGAUGACUCCCAACAGUCACUUGUAUGCUGAAUAUUUGUUGAUUGCCAUUAUGUCAAUGCCAUAUAGUUCGAAGUCAGCACAUAACAUGUGUAUCUGACCUGUUAUUAUCUUUUGUGGUAGGUAGUAACAUUGAACUGUGAAAUUUAAUGCCAAAAUCAUUGCUUCAUUUUUGUGAUUGAUAUUGAAGUUGCAUAUAGCUUUUUGGGGAAGUGAACUACUGCAAUAUAAGCUUAAUAAGCUAUGUUGUGUCCUUAAUGAUAUUAUUCUCAAAAACAGCUAGGUAAUUGAAACGUUUGCUCAUUGUUCAAGGUUGUAAAUAAAUGGUAAUGUGUUUCUUAGAAAACUGAUCAUAAAAGGCCUGCCAUGUAACAUGUAUUUAUGGAAAACAUUAAUGAAUUACGAAAAUGUUUGUAAGUAGUUGUAAAAUAAUAUGCAUGGCGCAUGUGCAGGAUUGCCUGUAAUAAUGUAGUAUUAAUGGACUGAAUAAUAGAAGAAAGUGCUACAGGCUUAUAGGGAAUCCUUCAUGUGUAAUCUUUAGAAAGUCACUUGUGGAUAAUGGUUUAGUGUUGGGAGAAGCAUACAGGAAAAUACACGGAGACAUGGAGUCAUUUUAUUGUUGUGAUCAGUAAACACCUUGAUAACAAUAGUUGCCAAAGCAUUUAUUAUCUAGAAAUACAUGUUGUUUCAUGUCAUGAAUUAUCAUGUUUUAACUGUUGUUUGUUAGCUGCAAGUUUUGCAUGUUAAUUUUUAAAUUUUGGCAAUAUUUGUGCUUGUUUAUCAUUGACGUCAUACCUCCCCCUCAGUUUUCUGAAUUACAAUCAUGUAUAAGCCGCAAAGUUACUAGCAUUACCGUAGUUCUUCAUAAGCCUUUGUCAUGACUCUCAUAAAUUUAGGUUGAAAUAAAAUUGAAUCCAAAAAAAUCAAUCUGGCGUGUUGGUUGAUGAUGCUUUAAAAGCUUAAGUUUCCAUGCUCAAGAGCUGGUUCUCUUAAUGGAAAUCGUUCAGCCUUUUUUAACAACCUAAGUUUGUUAUUUUCAUACAAAUGAUAUGGGUUUGCAUACCAGUUUUCUAGAUAUGUUUUAGUUGUGUAUAUAUUAUUGUGUUUCCAACCCAUUUACAUGUAAAAUAAGCCAGGCGUAAUAAUGGUAUAUUUUUGAAAUUGUGUUCAUUCAAGUAAUUGUAUACUAUUUAUGUUUGUAUAUACUGGCGUGUAUAUACUUUAGAGCUUGAACAAUUGUGAAUCAUCUUGUGCAAUGUUGAGUUGGGCAGCUGUGAUAGUGUUUGUUUCAUGCAGGUGUAUUAUAAGUUAGAAUUGCUUACCAAGUUUUUAUUGAAAUCUAUGUAUGAAAUCUGGAGAGGUUUUCAACUCGGUGUUCUCUUUGUUUUGCAAUAAUUUGAAUCUGCGUCUUAUUUUAGUGUCUCUUGUUUUGCUUAUAAAAGAUUUUUAAGGAAAAUCUAUUAAUCAAUAUUUUAUGAAGUUUUUUUUCUGUCAGUCCAUUGAAAUAGUGGCAUUAUUCUUUUUCCUUUUUUUUCCUUAUUUUAUUACGCAGUAUGAAAACUGGUAGAACAUUUUGUGUUGCACAGACCUGAUAGAAAGAGUUGAAUAUUCACCAUAUUUUUGGAGUCAAUCCGGUUACAAAUUUUAAAUCUAGAAAACGAUCAAUUUGGCAAUGUUUUCUUAACACUAAAAAUCACUAAAUGAUGGCAUUGCAUAUAUUAAUCCUCAAGAAAUAGAACAAAACUUAAAAAUUGAGUAAAUCUGAUGUCACAAAAUUGAUGCUCUCCGCUCCAUUGAACAAGCUAAGUAUAGGUGGUACCAUUGUGGACACAUCCUUUCUACUGAACACUUCGACACCAGGAGCAGUUUAUAAAGAAGCCUAGGAAUGAAAACACUCUUCUCUUCAGUUCUUUGUGAAACUGCCUCUUGCUGUACAGUUAAUGUUUUGAGAAACAAAAAAACAAAAAUAUUAGAUUAAUCACAUUUAUAUUACAUCACUAAAGUUUAUAUUACAUCACUUAAGUCUAUAUUACAUCACUAAAGUUUAUAUUACAUCACUUAAGUCUAUAUUACAUCACUUAAGUCUAUAUUACAUAACUAAUGUCUCUAUUAAAUCUGUUGUUAAAAAACAAAAAGAUAUGUAAAAUACAUUAGAGAAACAUGUUUUCUCAUUUUUAACCAGAAGUAUCAGGGAACAAAACUUACCCGGGGAUUCUUGAUGGAACAAGCUCCUCAUCUUUGCAAAUGAAAUGAGUAAAAACCAGUAUGGACACACUCUUGAGUUGAAGAGUAUUUUAUCAGGUAUUUUAACAGGGUUGUUUCUGUUUAGUUCCUUUAUUGGGUCUAGACUUCAUUACGUCUAGACUAUAGUACAUUUAGACUCUAUUAAGGCUAGACCUUAUUUUUUUAAACUAUUUAAUUUGAUGGUGAAUGAGUUGCUCAGUUUGUUUAUUGCUGGAGAAAAAGCAUUUUUUGUAAUUUGUCAAAAAGCAGAAUAGAUGUUUUGGUGCUAUAUGGCCUAUUUUAAGGUGCAAUUGUAUGUAUUCAUCUUUAUCACAUUGUUUGUUUGGGCUUCUUUUUCUUAUUUCAUUUGCUUUCCUGAUGCGUUUUUUAUAAAGACGUAAAAGUACAUAUAUUUCCAUAGCCAUAAUAACUGUAGGUGUGACAUGCAAAAUCAUAAUAUGUUUUAAGAUAUAUUCACAUUAGAAGGUUUUAAUGCUUGCGUAAUAAGUCAUAUCAAUUUAGCUUAGUUGAUCGUUGAGUAAUGAUCCUUGAUUAGCUCAUAUUACAUGAAUUACAUCUUAAACAGGGCUUUGAAUAAGGAAAUGUGUUGCUUAACUGCUUGAUAAAUUCUUAUCAGUAGGUAAUAAUGCUAUAAAUGUUUAAAAAAGUGCUAACAUAAGGUCUCAUGAAAAAGAAUGUUCUAUGUAUGAUUCAUGUAUUUAUAAUUCAAAAUAAUUUAGAAACACUUUGCUAUGUGCUCAUCUGACUUUUUCCUCAUUAAGUAGAUUUAUUGCUGAACUAUUUUAAACAUGUAUAUUAAAUGUAACAUGUAUAUAAAAUGUUAGAAAGUUGCAGCACCUUACAUUUUACAAUGGCCGAGAGUGGACGAACCUUACAGCUUACAAUGGCUGAAAGUGGCAGAACCUUGAAGCUUACAAGGGCUGAAAGUGGCAGCACCUUACAGCUUACAAUGGGCGAAAGUGGCAGCACCUUGCAGCUUACAAUGGGCGAAAGUAGCAGCACCUUAAAGCUUACAAUGGGCGAAAGUGGCAGCACCUUGCACCUUACAAUGGGCGAAAGUGGCAGCACCUUAAAGCUUACAAUGUGCGAAAGUGGCAGCACCUUGCAGCUUACAAUGGGCGAAAGUGGCAGCACCUUGCACCUUACAAUGGGCCAAAGUGGCAGCACCUUAAAGCUUACAAUGGGCGAAAGUGGCAGCACCUUGCAGCUUACAAGGGCUGAAAGUGGCAGCACCUUACAGCUUACAAUGGGCGAAAGUGGCAGCACCUUGCAGCUUACAAGGGCUGAAAGUGGCAGCACCUUGCAGCUUACAAUGGGCGAAAGUGGCAGCACCUUACAGCUUACAAUGGGCGAAAGUGGCAGCACCUUACAGCUUACAAUGGGCGAAAGUGGCAGCACCUUGCAGCUUACAAUGGGCGAAAGUGGCAGCACCUUGCAGCUUACAAGGGCUGAAAGUGGCAGCACCUUACAGCUUACAAUGGGCGAAAGUGGCAGCACCUUGCAGCUUACAAGGGCUGAAAGUGGCAGCACCUUACAGCUUACAAGGGCUGAAAGUGGCAGCACCUUGCAGCUUACAAGGGCUGAGAGUGGCAGCACAUUGCAGCUUACAAGGGCUGAAAGUGGCAGCACCUUUCAGCUUACAAUGGGCGAAAGUGGCAGCACCUUGCAGCUUACAAGGGCUGAAAGUGGCAGCACCUUACAGCUUACAAUUGGUGAAAGUGGCAGCACCUUGCAGCUUACAAGGGCUGAAAGUGGCAGCACCUUACAGCUUACAAGGUCUGAAAGUUGCAGUACCUUGCAGCUUACAAAGGCUGAAAGUGGCAGCACCUUACAAGGGCUGCAAGGUGCCGCACCUUAAAGCUUACAAGGGCUGAAAGUGAAUGAGUGUCAUAGACAUAGAACUGUUUUGUUUUAUCCAAUCAAAAUGUUCAUGUCAUUUGUUGUGUUGUUUUCUUUCCCCCACAUCCUAAAUGUGUUUUAAUUAGAUAUGUAUUUCUUCCCUUUAUAAAUGAGAACCAAAUGUAUCACAUUUUAGGAAAGAUAAUUGGCAUUAAGUUCUUUCAUUUUGUCCUAUCUACUUUCGGCCUAGCAGACGGAAGAAAAUAUGGGUACGCUAUACAGAGAUCAUUUUGUUAUAGAGCUUAUUUUUUGACCUUGUGUCAAAUAUUUUUUACCAAGCAUUGCAGGCAUUUGCAUAUGUUUUGCAUUUUUGUUUGCUGAGAAUGGAAACACGUCUUAGAUGUUAUUGAUUAUGUUUGUAUUAUUAUAGAAGCAGUAUUUAGUGCAACAGUCGGUUAGACUAUAAACUUUUAUUUACUAUUAACAUGUGCUUAUGUUAAAUAUUUGUUUAAGCCUUUUUUGUUAGCUGAAAAGAAGCUUUAAUACUGGUAGUUUUGUAUCAUUUUGGCAUUUUACUAUAAGAUGUAUUUUUUGGGGCAUUAUAUGUACCCGAUCAAUUUAAUACUGCAUUGGUGUACCUUGGAUUGAAUAGAUGAAAUGUGCUGAAUUUUGAUUGUUUUUAUGUUGUUAAAAAUCCUAUAAAGUUUUACUUUUAAAUCAAAUUUGACAUUUAAUGUAACAACUUUGUAUAAUUUGAUUGUUUUAUUUUAAUUUCUGUCACAUACAUGUACAUACGAAUCUACUAAAAUAUCUAUAAGGAUUUUUAGAAAGAUUUGCUUGAACUUUUCGAGGCCUGGCAAAUAAUCCAUGGCUCUAUGUUUAGCAUCGAAUUCUAAUUUAAAAACCUACUUUCCCUGCCUUGGUAAAGAAACCCAACUUCUUUAGGUUUUCUAGACAAGGCAAGCCAAGUGGAUUUCAACAUGAAGACUGAAUGAUAAAGUUGUAUACAUUUGUAGAUCCAUAUCAUGUCAAGAAAUUGUAAUGUUUCACACUAAACACUAUUUUUUUAUUUUUAUUAUUAUUUUAUAGCAAACGGCUACUUAAAUCUGAUUUACAUGCUCAAUUUUUACUUCUGUCAUUCUUUUAUUUAUUUUUUACAAUUUGAAAGACAAAUACCUUCCUUCUUUAUCAAGUUAUGACUUUAAACAUAUAAACAUUUGCCAUGGCCUUAACUUACUCUAAUCAUGAUAGCAUAAUCCUAGUCAUUCUAGUUCUCAGAUCUGACUGUAUUCAGUAUUAAUGAGCUAAAUUCAUUUUUCUUAGCAACAUUUGAGAGGAUGGCUAGUGCAGCACAUUACCCUCCUCUUUAAUUGGCAUAAUUUAAUUAUUUACUAUCAUUCUCUUAAAUCGGCACAUUUUGUAUUGCUUUGACACGGUAUGGUAUAAGUAUCCAGAAUUUCACUGAUCAAAGAUUUGUUUAACCAGUUGUUUUUGUGGUGCCUGCGAAGCAUGGCAGACAUAUAGGAGUUACAUUGUCUGGCGUCACACUUUUGUCCUUGAUUGAUAAUUAUUGAAAUAUGUGUUGUAGUUUUCACACUUGGUAUACACAUUGGUCAUAGGCAGUUAUGACCCCGAUUCAUUUUUGGGUCAAAUGCUCGAAGAUCAAGAUCAUUGGACCUUUUACUAGAAAAAUCAUAGGUGCACGCGACAGGUGACACAUUCAAUAUGCCAAAGUAUGAUACCCAGUAGAUAAAGUGUCACAUUCUCAGUCAUAGCAUGAAACUCAACCCUUGUUUAAGUUUGUUCACUGUGUAAUCAAAGAGCUUUUGGUUUUAUUUAAUGCAGAAAAUCUGUUUCAAUAUAAUCCCCUAUCUUUCCAGAGAGAAGCACCCUUUUGGAGUAGAUUUUUAUAUCAGAUUGUGUCAUUCGUUAGUUAUGAUUUUCUACUUUCCAUUAGUUUUGGAUGGCCUUCAGUCAUUCCUGUUGUUUGUGUAUCCCAUUUAAUGUGAACAUUGUGUGCAGUAAUACAUUUUGUAAGCAUCUAUUUCCAUGUCCAAUAAUAAAUGGUUAAACAAA
Molecule: messenger RNA, 8857 nt
Organism: Mya arenaria
Lineage: Eukaryota; Metazoa; Mollusca; Bivalvia; Myida; Myidae
Product: phosphofurin acidic cluster sorting protein 2-like
Exons: 22
Coding region: 14-2629 (871 amino acids)
Biological process (GO): protein localization to plasma membrane
Source: RefSeq, a predicted model, not a curated record